Apaloderma vittatum (bar-tailed trogon) is the source of this 1657-nucleotide messenger RNA. RefSeq names its product regulator of G-protein signaling 12-like. The transcript has 7 exons. Gene Ontology annotation, biological process: signal transduction. NCBI's taxonomy places the organism in Eukaryota, Metazoa, Chordata, Aves, Trogoniformes, Trogonidae. The record is from RefSeq and is a predicted model, not a curated record. The annotation marks the transcript as partial. Gene Ontology annotation, molecular function: GTPase activator activity.
CCACUUGUAUUGCACCAAGACAGUAGCAUCCUGGAAUCUCGGGACCUACGUUUGGAAAAACGCACUUUAUUUCGGCUGGAUCUUGUUCCGAUCAAUCGAUCAGUUGGUUUGAAGGCUAAACCCACCAAACCAGUAACAGAGGUCUUAAGGCCUGUAGUUGCAAAAUAUGGUUUAAAUCUUAAUGAACUUGUGGCAAGACUAAAUGGUGAGCAGGAACCACUUGAUCUUGGUGUCCCUAUAUCUAAUCUGGAUGGCCAGCGGGUUGUUCUAGAUGAAAAAGAGCCAACAAAAGGUAGAGUGUUCACAGAUAAGCAAAAAGGUGCAUCAGUAAAACCGAGUGCAACUGUAACUACUUCAAGAAAUCAAGUGUCUACUGGAGAGGGAAGAACACUAGGAAAGUCUAAUUCUAUCAAAAUGAAAGGCGAAAAUGGAAAAAAUGCUAGGGAAGUCCGGCUGUCAAAGAGAGAAGACUCUAUUGCAAAGAUUGGGAAAAAAAAAUGUCAGAAAAUAAAUUUGGAUGAAGCAGAGGAAUUUUUUGAACUCAUAUCCAAAGCUCAAAGUAACAGAGCAGAUGACCAACGUGGACUGCUAAGGAAAGAAGACCUUAUUCUUCCUGACUUUCUUCGUUUACCGCCCGCUGGACCAGAACCAGCCUCAUCGACUCCUGUGGGCCCUAAGGGCCUCAACAAGCGAGUUGCAAAAAGCGAUGGCAAGGAUGGAUGCACAUCACCGAGUGGUAAACAGGAGGCCGUUCAAAACUUUAAUGAAAAUUCAGUUAAGAAAAUGGGUUACUUGGAAAAUAAACAUAAAUCCGCUUUAACAGCGCUCCACAGUCAGAAGACUUUCAGUGUUCCUUUUAAUGCCGCAUUGUCUCCGAUCCCGCAUGCACAGGAAAACAGUGCAGCGGUGUGGAAAAGGCAGUCGAGAGAAUUGCAAGCUGAAGGCAUUCAGAUGGUAGAUGAUGAGAAUGUGGCAGAUUUGACUCUUGUGGCUGAAGGAGAUAUCAGUAGCCCCAACAGCACUUUGCUACCACCACCACCACCUACGCCACCGUCAGACAUCAGUAAACUCACAGAAGCCAACUAUCCGCCCCCAACUCCUUUUGCAGGUAAUCAGGAAAAAUCUGGAUAUCAAAGAUCCAAUUCAGAUGCAAACCACAGGAAGAAAAAAAAUUCACAAGGGACUUCAGGAACCUCUUGUGAGCCAACCUCUCACAAAGCGAAGACCAACAGAAGCUUUAAUCCUCCUGGUGCAAGAGAGAACCCUGGAGCGGAGCUCCCUGUGAACAGGAUAAUCGAUGUGGACGGAGUCAAACUGGAAGACACUGGCACACGCUCCUGUGAUGAUUCUGAAGGGAACCUCAGCUUUGAAGGUUACAUCUCUGAACUGAGAUCUUGCCAAGGGAGGAUGAGGACUGGAGUUUAUAGGACAUCAGACCUUCCGUCUCUGAUUAAUGUAAAGAGUGAGAAGAAUAAGGGCACUGAGAAUCAGUAUAAAGCUACUUUUGUUUAAAUCUCUGUUUUUAAUUAAGGGUUCUGGUAUUUUUGCUUGGCAUCAGCAGCAAUGGAGAUUAUGCCUUAGAGACAUCUUUCUGCAAGUCAGAAGUUGCUUUCAGUACCCGGUUGCCUUCAAUGAGCCUGCCAGGCCAUCUCUUCUG